GAUUCUUUCGCUUUCUCGUCACAGCCGGUGUUAUUAUUAGUCUACCUUCUGCUGCUUCCCUUCUCGAUGCUUUCUAGUCUUUGCGACGAACCACUUGGGUGUCUGACUAUUCCACUCUCCUCCCCUCCCCCUCCCAGACUCUAGACUCCCGACUAUUGACCGCCUAGACCCUGUUCCGUUCUAACGGUCGUUCUGUGGGCGUCGGUGUGUUGAUAUUUGGGGCUGUCUGCCUGGAGCAGACGCGAGGACAGCCCUGGCUAGCUGCUGGCUAGUAUACCAACCACUCCUCCGUAUGACACGCCGGCCUGUCCUGCCCUUCGAUGAACCAAUCCUCUGUCCCUAGCGUUGGUCGAAAUGGCAGCUACGAUGGGACUGGGGCUGUUGCCCAUGAUCAAAUGCUCCAAUUGCGGCGUGGACGUUGAGAUCUCCUCGAUGGGAGAUCACGUCUGUGCGAAAUCAGAGCCAGCUCCCCCGCCGCCGUCCAAGUCGGACUAUGAUUCCCUCUCGAGAAACACGGGGCGAACCGGUCCUCCUGCUCCCAUCAAUCCCUCAGUUGCCAAUCGACCCUUCCUACGACCGGACAAUGCGAUCGGGAUCAACGAACCGGCCGGCCUCUCCCCGCAGCCGUCGCCGCUUCGGAUGGUGCAGCAGAGUCAGACAGCCGUCCCAAUUCAACCACAGACGUCGGAGAUUGUGACAAUCAGCUCGGAUGACCUUCCCCGCUUUCCUCUGCCGCAGUCCAUGUCGGACAAGGAGUCCGGUGCCAUGACUCCCCUGCCCCAGGAGAAGAUGCCGCCGAUUCCCUCCCAUCCGUAUACAAGUAGCAACAACAGACCUCCGGCGACGGCACCCCUGCCGAGGGACCUGGAUGGCGAUGCUCCGCCGCCGUUGCCAAAGGAUGAACCGUCGUCUCUGCCGAGAAUUGCGCACAAGUAUGGUAGCUCGAUCGACAGCAAAAGUAGCUAUCGGACGUCGUUUGCAAGCUCUCGGUAUGGCGACAACAGCUCGAAGCGAUCGACGGCCAUGUCCGGUCGGCGACCGUCCUUCGGCAGUGUCAACCAACCGUACAAAUACCCGGACGACGAUGCGCCUCCCGUGCCUUCCUUGCGCCAAACGACUUACUCGGUGUCGGACUACAAUAUGUCGCGCGAGUCGAGGAACGACCGUCAGGAGGACCAUGGUAGUUAUAACUUGGGGGCGUGGCACCAAGUGAAUGCCCAGUCGGAUCACCAGCAGUCCAACUCCGGUCCGCUGCGUGUAUCCUCGCACACCGAUUCUGAUCGCCUCAGCAGCACCCGAGGAUCUACCGAGUUGUUCUUUCGGAGCCCGUCACAAACAUCAUUUGAACGCUUACCUGACCCCCAUGAGUUCCCUGAAAGGUCUACCUCCAUCAAUCCCCCGACGAAGGUGGAGUACAAGCCAUUUAAAUCUCCCACCACUGCCACGUACUUGCAUCCCUCGCCAGACGUUGACGGGCAUGGCUACGAGGAUAUGCAGAGAAAGCCGUCCGACGCCACGAGUGAGGGGGCUCUGUCUGUAUCCAACUUCGCCCGUUCCUUGGGCUUGGACCUGCCCGAGCAGGCCCCGGAAAACUACACGGUGUCUUCGGACUCGUCGCCAUCCGACCUGCGCAGCGGGACCUCCUUUUCCAGCGUCGCGUCGGAAGCCGACGCGCGACGAAAGCAUUCGGAGCAAUCUCGACUUGGACCCGUGAUCGAGGAGCGGCGGAUUGACACACGCCAACAGUAUGGGUUGCAUGCCGGGGACCAGACCGAAAGCCCGAUCGAUCUCGAGCCGCCUCAACUUCGGGACCCUCUUUUCAGUCCUGACUCUCCUACCGACCCUGCCAUUCUGUACGGUAGCGUGUCUCUGCUCCCGGACAAAACCCAGAAAGCGCUCCCAGAGCUCCCUAGUAAGCUGCGGUCCGCCACGGGGCCCAUGUCUCAUACCCAGAACAAGCAAUCGCAAGACAAGAAUCUCCCGGAUCUACCACGGUCUGCAACGGCACCCCUGUCUCAUGUCCCGAAAAAGGCCUCGCAAGACAAGAACCUGCCGACUGUACCUGCUCUGGCACCGCCUAUGCCUACCUUUGAGGAUGAGCCGUCUCGGGGGACCCGAUUCUUCCCGGAUUUGGAAGCAUCCCUCCCUUCGCCCUCUCACAUCCCUAAGAAACCGUCAUGGUCGGACAGGCUUUCUCCGGAGCGACUGAGGACAAAGCCGUCGAUUUCGCACGUCUCCAAAAAGCAAUCGCGUGAGGAGAACAUUGUUCCGGAUUUCCGCCGGCCGUCUCCUGAACCAGGCCACGUUCCCCAGAGACCGUCGCGGGAGAAUGUUCCUGACCUACGCCAGCCCUCGCCGGAGCCAUCUUACGCCAAGGAGUUGGUACAGGAGAGGCCCUACCCGAAUAUCCCUGGUUUCUCGGUCGAGCAGCCGUUCCACAUAUCCAGUAAGCCGUCGAGGGAUGAGACCUCUACGCCGCCUUCAGCAUCGCACAUCCUGAAUAAGUCGUCGAAAGACGAGAAGUAUCUGCCGGAUAUGCCUAGGUCUUCGCCCGAACCGUCUCAUGUCCAGAAUAAACCAUCGCGGGAGGAGAAGCUCGCUCCAGUGGUACCUGGUUUCUUACCGGAAGCGCCGUUUCACAUCCCCAGGAAGCCGUCGUGGAUGGACAGAUUCACUCCCGAGGUGUCAAGAUCUCCAACACCGCCCAUUUCUCACACCGCGAAGUCAUCCCAGGACGAGCGAUCGCUAUCACCCCGUCCGCAGUCACCGACCGAACCUUAUGCUCAUAUCCAGAACAAACCGUCUCUGGAUGACAAGUAUUUGCCGGAUCUUCCGAAGUCUCCGGCGGAACCUACUCACGUUCCCAAUAAGUUGUCUCAGGACAAGUAUCUGCCUGAGUUGCCGCAACCUACGCCUGAGCCUUCGCCUUCUCAUGUACCUCACAAGCCAUCUCAGAGCGAACGUCUAUCGCCUGAGCUAACCAAGUCGCCUCCAACUCCCAGCUCUAAGAAGCCGUCUCAGGACAACAAAUAUCUGCCCGACAUACCUCCGCCAACCCCGGAGCCAUUCUCUCACAUUCCCAGCAAGCCAUCUCAGAGCGAUCGGCUUUCACCGGAACUGGCUCGGUCACCACCUCCUGCUCACUCGGCCAAGCUGUCCCAGGACGACAAGUCUCUUCCUAAGCUACCCGAGCCGUCUCCCUUAUUUAAACCGGACUGGGAGGGAAGACGGUCUCCCGAGCCCCCCAAAUCCAAGACCCCAGAACCGUCCUACAUCCCCCAGAAGCCUGUCCGGGACCCUAGACUGUCCCCAGAACCUCCACGUUCGGCCCCGCCGCCGUCUCAUCUCCGUGGGCAAUCUCGAAAUGAGAGGUCUUUCCCCGAGCCGAGAUCCGCAGAACCGCGAUUCGCACACCAAGGGUCUCACCUUCACAACCAACCCUCGCGGGAUGAGAAGAACUCACCCGAGCUGCUGAACGCUUCGAUCGAUCCGGCCGCGCGGUUGUCGCCGCGUCCCAAGGGGCCUUGCCGAGGCUGCGGCGAGGUGAUCUUAGGCAAGUCGGUGUCUUCUGCGGACGGGCGUCUUACGGGCCGUUACCACAAGGACUGUUUUGUUUGUUACCAGUGUCGCAUUCCAUUCCGAACGGCCGAUUUCUAUGUCCUCCGCGACCUGCCAUUCUGCGCUCAGCACUACCAUGAGCGCAACGGCUCCCUGUGCCAGGGAUGUCUCACUGGUAUCGAAGGACAGUUCCUGGAGACGAAUGAGCGACAAGGCCGUGGCCCAGGUGACCGUCGGAGAUAUCAUCCCCAGUGCCUGACCUGCCGCACUUGCAACGUCCUCCUGAAUGGCGAGUACUUUGAAUGGAACGGACAAGUGUACUGCGAACGUGAUGCUCGCCGGGCGGCUGCGUCAACCCCUCCUCCUCGAAUGCGUCGUCCAACCAUGACCUCCUCUCCCUUGGCUGGACACUCUCGAGGACCCUCUCGGGGACAUCCUCCUCCACCGGGCUAUCCCGGCCGUGGCCGUGGCGGACCUCGUCCACCUAUGCCGCCGAUGCCUGGAAUGCCGGGACCUGCAUAUCUCGACGGACCUUACGGGCCACCCCCUGCUGCUCGACGGUUCCCGGAACGAAGAACCACCAAAUUAAUGAUGCUAUGAUAACGCUGCGGCGUGUACUGAAGUCCUGGACAGCAAUUAUUGCCUACGGACUGAUAUAUACAUAUACCCUUCUCUUGUUUAUAGAUUUAUACAUGGCUUGGCCGGUUGGGUAGUUUGACUGGAUGGUGUACAUUGAUUGGUUUGAUGUUUUGCAUAAUGUUGGUGUUUUCAUGACGGUGUUUGGUUUGGGAUAUAGAUUUGCUUAUGGAUGUUCUGGAUGUG
This is a messenger RNA of Aspergillus steynii IBT 23096, 4380 nucleotides long. RefSeq lists its product as uncharacterized. The record is from RefSeq and is a predicted model, not a curated record. NCBI's taxonomy places the organism in Eukaryota, Fungi, Ascomycota, Eurotiomycetes, Eurotiales, Aspergillaceae. The coding region runs from base 355 to 4158 and encodes 1267 amino acids. The transcript has 3 exons.